Molecule: messenger RNA, 1669 nt
Organism: Punica granatum (pomegranate)
Lineage: Eukaryota; Viridiplantae; Streptophyta; Magnoliopsida; Myrtales; Lythraceae
Source: RefSeq, a predicted model, not a curated record
AUGAAGAGAACCGAAGGGAAAUCCAACAGAGAGAGAGAGAGAGAGAGAGAGGUGAGCCCCGUAAUCCCGAAAUCUAUCCACCCACUGACCUGUCCCCAUUUGACUCCCUUCGACGCUAAUCCUUGUACCCACCAUCUCCUCCUCCUCCUCGUCCUUCAGAUUCACUGCGCUCUCUUUCUCGCCGUGUAUCUGCAAUGGAGGCCCUGUCUUCUUCGCUGUCCCUUCGACAGGGCAUCUGCAAUGGUGGGUCGGUCUCCGUCUUCGGUUUCUCCCCGAAAUCCCUGAGCUUCCCUGCUCGUGACCCGAAAAGGCGCGGCUUUGGGGUCACCAGGGCCUCCGUCCUCGUCGAGAAAGAGACCCAGGAGGCCAAGACCUCGUUCCUUGUCAUUGGCACCAGAGGAAGCCCACUAGCGCUUGCUCAAGCUUAUGAGACAAGAGACAAGCUGAAGGCUAGACAUCCUGAACUAGCUGAAGAAGGGGCUAUCGAGAUAAAGAUUAUAAAAACUACCGGUGACAAGAUUCUCACACAACCGCUUGCUGAUAUUGGAGGGAAGGGAUUGUUUACUAAAGAAAUAGAUGAGGCUCUGAUAAAUGGAGAAAUCGACAUUGCUGUCCAUUCUAUGAAGGAUGUACCAACAUAUUUACCCGAGAAGACAAUACUUCCUUGCAAUCUUCAAAGAGAGGAUGUGAGGGAUGCAUUUAUUUCUAAGACUGCCAGUUCGCUUGCUGAUCUUCCUGUGGGAAGCAUUAUUGGCACAGCAUCCCUGCGGAGAAAAUCACAGAUAUUACACGGAUAUCCUUCACUCAGUGUACAGGAGAACUUCCGAGGAAAUGUUCAGACACGUCUAAGAAAGCUUGAUGAAGGAAUAGUUCAGGCAACACUGCUGGCAUUAGCUGGACUUAAAAGGCUAAGCAUGACAGAGAAUGUGACUUCCAUUCUCCCAAUCGAGGAUAUGCUUCCUGCUGUUGCUCAAGGCGCCAUUGGAAUUGCCUGCAGAAGUAAUGAUGAGAGGAUGGCUGAUUACUUGGCCACACUGAACCAUGAGGAGACGAGAUUAGCAGUUUCUUGUGAGCGGGCCUUUUUGGAGACAUUAGAUGGUUCAUGCAGGACUCCAAUUGCAGGAUAUGCAUGUAAGGAUGAGGGCGGAAACUGUUUAUUUAGAGGGUUGGUUGCCUCUCCUGAUGGGACCCGCGUCCUUGAAACGUCAAGAAAAGGACCAUACACGUACGAAGACAUGGUUCUGAUGGGAAAGGAUGCUGGAAAAGAACUCCUAUCGAGGGCAGGUCCCGGGUUUUUCGAUUCAUGAGAAGUCUGAAGAUCAAAACUAGGAGGAGAACUUGGACACAGUUACUUUACCACUGUGGGGUUUCCCCACCGAGUUUGCUGGCGAUCUGACCCUUCUUUCUUGCAAUCUUAAAGGAUGUCUUGUGUGUUGUAAACUAGAAGCUGUUGCUGCUGAUUGAUUAGGGCAUAAGUGGAAUGUUAGAAAUUUUUGUUCCCUUUUCCUUUCGAGCAAGUUGAAAUGUUAAAAUUGCGCGGAUCUUUCUCCGUCUUGGCAGGAUAGCCACCGGGUUCUAGGCAUUACAAAGCGGCUAUGAGGAUCUCCUAUGUAUCAUUCAAAACAUGUAUGUUUGGGUAAGUUCAAUGGAAAAUAAAUUCUUGAUUUAA